This is a messenger RNA of Pelobates fuscus (common spadefoot toad), 3245 nucleotides long. RefSeq names its product F-box and WD repeat domain containing 5 (gene FBXW5). The coding region runs from base 107 to 1855 and encodes 582 amino acids. Gene Ontology annotation, biological process: protein ubiquitination. Gene Ontology annotation, molecular function: protein binding. NCBI's taxonomy places the organism in Eukaryota, Metazoa, Chordata, Amphibia, Anura, Pelobatidae. Gene Ontology annotation, cellular component: Cul4-RING E3 ubiquitin ligase complex; SCF ubiquitin ligase complex. The record is from RefSeq and is a predicted model, not a curated record. The transcript has 9 exons.
GUGGAGACAGACCGUCCUCCGGGACCAUAGAGAGAGGAAGCUCGGAGGAUAGAAGGGAAGCUGAUGCGGAAGUGAAGGACAGAGUGGAAGGUGACAGAAUGACACAAUGGAUGAUUGCAGCUCCUUCCUACUCCCUGACAGUAUCCUCUACCAGAUCUUUCUAAGCUUGGGCCCUGCAGACUUGCUCUCAGCCGGACUGGUGUGCCAACGCUGGUAUGCCGUGUCCCGCGAUGACUUUCUGUGGAAAGAGUUAUUUUUUAAGUUCUAUAAGGUGCAGAGACACAUUCAGCGAUACCCAGGUUCAGACUCUUGGUACAAGGAAUUCCAGCGUCUCAGUGAUACCGUGCCCUGCGUAGAGGUUCAGAGAUUAACUGAACACACUGAUCAGGUUCUGCAUAUCAGCUUCUCCCACACCGGAGACCUGUGCGCUUCUUGCUCCAAGGAUUGUACGGUCAAGAUAUGGAACACGACCCACCCCCUCUCCCUCCUGCACAGCGCCAACAUGAGGCCUCACCACUGGAGCUACACACAGUUCUCCCAGUUUAAUGCGGAUGACUCCCUCCUCCUGGUGUCAGGGGUCUUUGUGGGACCCCAUAACUCAUCUGCAGGAGAGAUUGCCGUCUUUAGCCUAGAUGGUUUUAAUCUGUUGUCAAGAGUAAGGAAUAAACCAUAUGAUGUGUUUGGCUGCUGGCUUAAUAAUACUCAUCUAAUUUCUGGGAACCUGCAUCGCAUGGGAAGGGUCACGUCCUGCUCCGUUUUGUGGCUGAACAAGGCCUUUCAGGAUGUGGAAUCGGAGAACCUCAAUGUAGUGAAGAGACUUUAUAAGAUCCAGAACUUGAAUGCCAGCACUAUCCGAAUGGUGAUGGUGGCUGACUGUCCGGAACUGCUGGCUGAGGCAGGAGACGAGGGGGUCGAGAGCCCAGAAUUUCACCCUCUGGAGUUUGAGAUGGAGGAAAGGGGAGAAGAGGAUGAAGAAAGAGAGGAGGAAGAUAGUGAUUUUGCUGGUGAACAACCCUCAUUGGCACGAGGUUUACUAGGGUUCUUUCCUGAGGAAGUCGGUGCCUUUGCAGAGCCACUCAGUGCCAGAGUGCAUGAGGAACAGUUUGAGACCAAAGUGGCUCAGUGGUACGCCAAGUACCGGACAAAGUGUCCUGAUAGAAACCUGUCUGCCACGGAAGGAAAUCAAACCAGGAAAUACCUCAUCUUUACAACUGGCUGUCUCACCUACUCCCCUCACCAAAUAGGGAUCAAACAGCUCCUCCCCCAUCAGAUGACUACCGAAGGGCCGGUGCUGGGCGAGGAACGCAGCCGCAAUGAAUUCUUUGAUUCUCUCGAUCACGUCAUCAACAUUCAUGGUCACAUCAUUGGCAUGGGCCUGUCCCCUGACCACAGGUACCUCUAUGUCAAUAGCCGAUCCUGGCCUCGUGACUGUGUGAUCUCGGACCCCAUGUGCCCACCUCCUAUUGCAGAGGAGAUUGAGUUGCGUGUCUUUGACCUAAAGACCCUACGUGAAGUUAAAGCUCCUCUACGUGCCCACCGUGCCUACACACCCAACAAUGAGUGCUUCUUUAUCUUUCUCGAUGUCAGCAGAGACUUUGUAGCCAGUGGAGCUGAGGAUCGCUGCGGCUACAUCUGGGAUCGCCAUUACAGUGUCUCCUUGGCAACACUGCCUCACGAGGACGUAGUGAACUCUGUGGCUUUCUGCCCAGUGGAUCAGGAGCUACUGCUCAGCGCCAGCGAUGACUACACCAUCAAGGUUUGGCGUUCCCGACGAUCUCUGCGCGCCUCCGCUGCAUACCGCUCCUCAUGUUCCCUAAAGUCAACUAUUCCAUGGGCUUCUAGACUCAAGAGUUGAGAGCCAAGUUUUGACCCUCCACGAGCCCAACGGAUGUCACGUCAGUCCUCCGACCACCGCUUCGAGCCACUUGGUUUCUUUUUUGCGUCUAAUAUGGCAGCAGCCAGGUGCUACGUGGAAUGAUCAUCUGUCCUCCAUCAGCUGGACCACAGAAUCUGGGUCAGAGAAUGUAUUACUUUGUGUUUCUAUUUAACAUUCUCGUACUCCAUUAAUGCCGCGUAAUGCAAGAGAAUUGAUGCCAGAAAGGAAGGCCUGAGCGGUAAUCCUGGUGAGACUUUAUUCAGUGUGCAAUUUAACUUGCUCCUCACAGUACAAGGUGAACCCUGCUAUCUAUACACCACAAGCUUUAACUUUUAAUUUAUUGGCACCGACACGGAGAGUGCACCAACGCAGAAUUAAACAAACCAUAACUUGACAGAUUUGCGGAGUAGAGAGAAUUUGUGACUUCAUUGUACAGUGCUGCAGAAUAUGUUGGCGAUUUAUAGAUAAUAUUGUAAUAAUUUCUUAGUUGGUAUCACAGUUAGCGUAAGGUAUAUUUAUUAUUUUUAAUCGAUCUGUUACCAUUCAUUAUUUUGCAGAUAUUUCGUGACUUUUACUGAUGGCAUUUUAGCACGUCAAUAUGUUUACCGAGUCAGGAUCAUUGGGGAAAUAAAGAGUUUUUUGUAGUGUAGACGAUGCAGAACUGAUGGGGGCCGCACUUUUUGGCUGUUAUGAUUGUAGUUGACACUGCGGUACCUACCUAUCCAUAGUUUGCUGCUGAGCUGCCAAGUUUAACCAAUCACCCUUUAAAUUUAUCAAGAUCAAGAUAUCUGAAACGCUUUGCCGUGGAGUAAACAGCCACCUUCCAAUAACCAGCCAAACCAUCGCUCCUUGUUUUAACUCUGUGAUGGGAGCAGAAAGAAGACGACGGGAAAAUGAAGCAAAUCUUGAUCAACAUUUAUGUUAACCUGUUCACCGGAACCCAGCUCGUGGCUUUGUAAACCAUUUACUUAUCCUUGCUCUAUAACUACAGGACUACAGUGGUUCUAGUCAUUGAUUAUUAAUUAAUGAUUAUUCAAUAAUUAAUUAUUAUUCAGAAGCGUUUUUAGAUCUAUCUACACUUGGGGGAAAUUCGAUCUGCAAUACAAGGUGGUUAUCACUAGGUGGGGAUAGAGUGCUACCCAGAACAUUGAUCGUAACUCUAAGGAACACAGUUCUAAAGAAAUAUUGAAUGUGUUCCCUUUAUGUUUAGAUUACAGGCCCCCUGUUUGUUUGUCUUUUACCAAUACUCCAGCAAUAAUCAGCUGAUCCAGCUCCAGUAAACUCACCAAUCCUGAUGUUUGUCCAAUCAGAUACUUCUCGUGGAGAAGUACCGAGGACACCUGCUGCCAAUCCAGAAGCAUGAAUCCAG